Messenger RNA from Stylonychia lemnae, 2130 nucleotides. Lineage: Eukaryota; Ciliophora; Spirotrichea; Sporadotrichida; Oxytrichidae. The record is from the annotation of a GenBank genome assembly.
AUGAGAAGUGGAAACAGAUUGUUUACUGUCUUAAAUGAGCAAUAGCAAGUAAAUGAAAAAGAGAGAAGGCAACUGAUUAAAGAAAACAAGGAAAUAACUAAUCAUUUUGAAUCUGGUCCAAACAUAUUCAACCAAUAUUUCAAAGACCAAUAAUUUAAUGCGAAAAAAGAGACUAUGAAGGAAAAGCAUAUUUUAGAUUUUUUCAAACAAAAAAUAAAUGUGAUUAAUAGAUAUCUUCAUCAAAACGAAGACCUGAAUGAUGGCAGAAGAAUGACCAAGGAUGAGUUUGAGUUUCAAAUGAAUAUCAUCAAGGAGGAAUAAAACAAGGAGAUUUGGCUUCGAAAUCAAUAAGUUACACCUAAAAUGUACUAUCUCAGCGAUUCUGAUUAUAAAGAUGAAAAAUCAAACUUACAUGGCAACAAUGCUCAUAACAAUGUCUUAGAUGAAAAGAUUAAGCGCACCAUGGAUGAAAGAGACAACAAAAUCAAAUCAAUUGAAGAAGAUAUUAAUUACAAAUUGAAUGCCAUAGAGAAUUACCAACUAGGUUAGCAGAUGUAGUAAUAGGAAUAUCUAAAUAAAUAAUUAAAAGAAACAGAUUUAAAAGGCCUCAGAUAGCAAGUAUUUGUCAACCCUAGAUAAACCAAGCUUAGGAAAAAUAUAGAAAUGCUUAUGGGUGAAUUAAAAAACAUUAAAGCCAUAGACCCAGACCUAAAGAUAUUCAAUUCAAUCUAUCGUAAGAGAUAAUCUACAUAUGAGAUUAAAGGACAAUCUAAGAAUCAAUUAAGUUCUAAAGGUAAAACAGAAUUAAAUGAAAUCGAUAUCCUAAUGGAGAUUCUUUCUGCAGCAGAUCUUAGAACUAUAAAUCAAGAUUAAGAAUAUGAGUAAGAAGAUAACAAUGAAGUAUUGAGUGAUCUAUAAACUGUAAGAAUAGAAGAAAAUCCUCUCUCAGACAGAGCAAUAACUCAUCAAGAGCCAAAGAGAUAGUUAAUGCCUUAUAUCAAUAACAUUGAGAAAAUAAGUAGAAUACAAACAGCUUAAAAUUAGUAAAAAAACUUAGAAAAAUACAAUCAGAGUUAACUUACUUUAAAGAGAGCUGCAGCAAGUUAACCGUCACUCUUAGGUUUUGGGAAAAACAAGUUCACUGAAAACUAACUUAUAGAUAUACAGGAAAAAGUUCAACUUUCCCCACUAUAAUUAGAUAGAUUAACUAAAAUAGACAAAGUUUUGAGGAAAACUUGCUCUACUUAAAUGAAAUAUGACUUUGCUCCAGGAACUUCGCUAAUUGGAGGCAAAGACUAUCAAGGUCGAGUAAGGAAUAUUUUUCUUGAAUAGAGAAGGAAACUUGAGACAUAGGUCUAAAAAGUUGAUGAUGAGAUUUAGCAAAUGGAUCAGACUAAAAUAAAAGCCAAAAAUUUUGAGUAUUACUCAAUAAAAGAUAUAAUGAGUGAUCAAUGGGUGUAGCAAUUGACAAAUCAAAAGCAGCAAAGGAAUCUAAAAAUUAAAGAUUAGCAACCACUAAAUAAUUUAAAUCCAAUAGACUUUAUUAAAGAACACAAUGAUGAGGUAAAGAAUCCAGAUAGCUCUAUGAAAUCCCUUAAGAGUAAAAGUCAUCGUAAUAUUUAAGAUAAAUUAAGCAUUGGUAACAAAAAGUAAAUUGAGGACAGCCCUGGAGAUCAAAACCCUUUUGAAAAACAUUAAAAAGCAAAGUUAUAAAAAAAUUAAAGUUAAUAGCAAUUAAAGUCUAUUAAUAACUCAACCUUUGAAUAAUAAUUCAAGACAUAAAGAAAGCCGAUUCAGAUACUAAACAUAGAUAGCUUGAAAAAAGAUAUAGGAUUAUUCAAUAAAGAGAUCUAGGACUUUAAUAAAACUAUUUUCAGAAAUCAGAUGCAUAACUCCAAUACAUCAACUUAGGCAGGUGUGGGGCAAUUUUAAUCCUAGGAUAAUUAUAAAAGUCAGGGAGCAAUUCCUAUGUUAAAUCCUAAUCAUUCAACUUUUGAUAAUUAGUCCUAUACAAAGCUAAAUAUUAUGUCACCUUAACAAGAAGCAUAAGAGAAAAAGCUAGAAAGUUUGAGACCUUUGAAAAAGAUAAGGAAGGUUAUUCAAUAUACAACUAAAGGAGUUGAACUAUGA